This is a messenger RNA of Nematolebias whitei (Rio pearlfish), 2538 nucleotides long. RefSeq names its product spermatogenesis associated 13 (gene spata13). Gene Ontology annotation, biological process: intracellular signal transduction. NCBI's taxonomy places the organism in Eukaryota, Metazoa, Chordata, Actinopteri, Cyprinodontiformes, Rivulidae. Bases 1 to 2538 code for a protein of 845 amino acids. The transcript has 12 exons. The record is from RefSeq and is a predicted model, not a curated record. Gene Ontology annotation, molecular function: guanyl-nucleotide exchange factor activity; protein binding.
AUGGAACAUGGGAGACGAGCUGGAAGUAGCAAAAAUGUCACUACGGUUACCACACAAGAACCACAUCAAGCCUUUAAGGCCCACACGGAGACCCUGAUUGAAAAAAGAAAUGUGAAAGUUCUGAGCAAACGGAGCAGAAGCACAGAGAAUCUUCCUACUUUCAAGCUACCUGUUAGCAACAAAGCCCCGUGUACUGGACGUCCAUUACAGGAAAACACCCAAAGGAUUAGUUUAUCAAAUGGGACACCAAACAUCCUAAGGACCUCUAGCUUUUCUUCAGUGGACCUUCGGAGAUGCACAGAUUGCCACAGGAGGAGCCCCGUAAAAAACAAAACACAAAUGCUGAAACUAAUCGGCAGCAUGACUGACCUCACUGUCCGACAGUCACCCGUAUCGCCCACAUCUCCAACAGAUGCAGCCGCAGAUUCCACAGAAACCUCUUCGGUCAAGUCCAGGCGAAGAAGUGGGCGCCCGAGACCUAGGCCCAUUUCUGACUAUGCACAGCUGGUUUCCAGGAAGCAUUUAAUCCCCGAGGAAGCUGCUGAGCAGUAUGACGAGGAAAGGACAUCUGACACGCUGCUGCAUAAUGUCUGCGGUGAUAACAGGAAUGGAGUCAGCUCUGAAAACUGUAGCAUGAACGGAGACGUGCAACGACAUCGGCCCAUCUCAGUGAUCGGAGCCGUGGAUCUGUUCCCUGCAGAUUCAGAGUUGGAGGAAGACUGCCUUCCUUCUCCUUUAUCACGACCGCCCAUCCCCUCCCAUCAGGUGCCCCCCUACAAAGGAGUUUCUGCCAGGUUUCGCCCCUCCGUUCUUUCCCAGAGCACCCCCAUCGGACUGGACCGCGUGGGGCGGCGGAAACUCCACAGAGUGCUCAGCGAUGGUGUGUCGGAGCGCGGGGCCACACUCGACGACAGCGUGAGCGAGGAGGAGGAGAGCAGCUUUGAUGAGCUCUCUGAUGUCACGCCCUACCUGCAGCCAGGGGUGGACCUCUCUGUUCUCAACGAGUGGAUAAGCUCCGGCCAGGCGGUGUACGCUGAGCCUCUCUGGGAUCAUUUGUCCAUGGAGGAGCAGGAGCUUUCCUUCAAGGCUGGAGAUGUUAUCCGUGUCCUGGACGCCUCACAUAAGGAAUGGUGGUGGGGCAGGGGGGCUGACAAGGAAGGCUGGUUCCCCUCCAGCUUUGUGAGAGUGCGUGUGAACCAGGAGGACUCGGGUGCUGAGAGUGUGGAGAGCGUAGCAGACCAGAAAGAUCCAGCUCCUCAGGACAUGCAUGCUACGCAGCACAGGGAGCAGAUGAGAACCAACGUGGUUCAGGAAAUCAUGAACACUGAGCGCAUCUACAUCAAGCACCUAAAAGACAUCUGCGAGGGUUACAUCCGUCAGUGCCGGAAAUAUCCCGGCAUGUUCACCGAGCUGCAGCUAAAGACCAUCUUUAGCAACAUAGAAGACAUCUACAAGUUCCAGAGGCAGUUCCUCAAAGACCUGGAGAAGAAGUACAACAAAGAACAGCCACACCUCAGUGAAAUAGGCUCCUGCUUUCUCCUGCAGGGCGAGGGCUUUUCCGUCUACUCUGAAUACUGUAACACUCAUCCAGCUGCCUGUGCCGAGCUGCAGUGCCUCAUGAAGAUCGGGAAAUAUAAACACUUCUUUGAGGCCUGUCGCCUCCUCCAGCAGAUGAUUGACAUUUCCCUCGCUGGUUUCUUACUUACGCCUGUUCAGAAGAUCUGCAAAUACCCUUUACAGCUGGGUGAACUGCUCAAGUACACGCCCAAAGAUCACAGUGACCACGCUGGUGUCAGUAAAGCAUACGAAGCUAUGAAGAAUGUGGCCAGUUUAAUUAAUGAAAGGAAGAGACGACUGGAGAGCAUCGACACCAUCGCUCACUGGCAGGUGGCCAUUUUGCACUGGGAGGGUCCAGAUGUGCUGGAGCGCAGCUCGGAGCUGAUCCACUCCGGUGAACUGACUCGAGUCGUCCGACAAGGUAAAAUGCAGCAGCGCAGCUUCUUCCUGUUUGACCACCAGCUGGUCUACUGCAAAAAAGACGUCCUGCGCAGAGACUUGCUCCACUAUCGAGGCCGGCUGGAUAUGGAUCAGGUGGAAGUGGUAGACGUCCCUGACGGGUGGGACUCGGAUCUGGGCCUGACUCUGAGGAACGCUCUGCGGCUGCGCCAUGCCGACACGCUGGAGUUUGUGUGCAUGCUGUGCGGCAGGAAGGUCCAGGACAAGCAGAGGUGGUUACAGGCCUUCGCUAAGGAGAGAGACAGAGUUAAAGAGGACCAAGAGAUGGGAAUGGAAAUCAGUGAGGAACAAAGAAAACAGGCCAUUUUUAAGGCCAGAAGGCCUAAACACGGGAAGAUCAAAGGUAGGAAAAUAUGCUCCAUCCCGCCACACCACCAGAACCUGACGCCCCUCCAGCAGCGCCACGUCAACAUUCCAACCAGCGUGCCUCAGCAGCAGGUCUUCUUCCUGGCCGAGCCCCCCAAACGAAAGCCUUACCACCUGCUGUACAGCAUCACCCGCAACGCCUUCUUCAGAAAAUGA